Schistosoma intercalatum is the source of this 1995-nucleotide messenger RNA. The record is from the annotation of a GenBank genome assembly. NCBI's taxonomy places the organism in Eukaryota, Metazoa, Platyhelminthes, Trematoda, Strigeidida, Schistosomatidae.
GAAAACAUCGUUGAGCAACAAAAAUAAAUUCAUUGAAACUGAUACCUGAAUCAUACAAAAUUAAGGAUUUUUGUCUUCCAAAAAACAACAAUUGCAAAUAGAUGUUCGAAACAUCCUUUAUUUGUUCGUUUCUUUCUUAUUUUGAAGGAAGAUAUCUCCGUGACUACCUACUUUUGGGAGUUUGAAACAAAAAUAAUAUUGUUAAUUUUCACUUCGUAUAUGCUGUAUGAGGAUUUUGUAAUAACUAAAGCCCAUGUUGUUCAACACGGGAUGUCUAGACGUUACAUUAUUCCAGUGUAUUGUUUGUCAUGUCCAUGUGUUUAAUUGUAGUGUUUAUGAUCUUGACUGUUCUGAAAAUUUGUAUUUACUGUCAUUUUGAUGCGUUUUAGACUUCUAGUCUUUUCAAGGAACUAACACUCAAGGAUGCUGAGAAAGCCUUGGCAGCGGAUUUGGAUUUGCUUGUUAAUACUAUACCAAAUUCAUCUCCAGAAAAAGACGUCUUCAUAAACCAAAUGAUAUCUUUCAAAGAGUUGUUUAAGCAAUAUUUACAUGACAAAACACAAAAAUUCGAUUGGAAUAUGAUGGAACCUGUUCCAUCUGAAAGUAUUAAAAUGUACGAUGCCCUUCAAGUUCCUACCAACCGUGAAGUAAUCCGUCAACAGUUAAAUAAGUUAGUAGUAGUGAAACUAAAUGGUGGCUUGGGUACAACAAUGGGUUGUACUGGACCCAAAUCCUUAAUUUCUGUCCGGAGUAAUCUUACUUUUCUUGACUUGACUGUACAACAAAUCGAGAGACUAAACAAUGAAUACGGAACUAGUAUUCCCUUGGUUUUGAUGAAUUCCUUCAAUACACAUAGUGAAACUGAAAAGGUUUUACGCAAAUAUCAGCAAGUUAAUGUUCAAAUUUUGACGUUUUUACAGAGCUGCUAUCCUCGUCUGAAUCGUGAGUCAUUACUUCCUAUUGCUAAAUGUGCUGGUCAGGAAAGUCAUGAUUCUGGAACAAAGACUUCUAAAGAUAUGAACUAUAAUCCUGAAGAAUGGUAUCCUCCUGGACAUGGUGAUUUCUAUCGUAGUUUUGUUGCUUGUGGAUUAGCAGAGAAAAUGAUAGCUAUUGGUAAACAAUGGGUUUUCUUGUCUAAUAUUGAUAAUCUUGGAGCAACUGUUGAUCUAAAUAUUUUAAAUUUUUUAAUGAAUAAAGAAUCUCAUUAUGAUAAACAAUCACCAGAGUUUGUUAUGGAAGUAACUGAUAAAACACGAGCUGAUGUUAAAGGUGGUACAUUAACCCAAUAUCGUGGACAUUUGAGACUUUUAGAAUUAGCUCAGGUUCCUGAAGAACAUGUGGAUGAUUUUGCUAGUGUACGAACAUUUAAAAUAUUUAAUACUAAUAAUCUUUGGAUUGAUUUACAAGCUUUACAUCGUAGUGUUAAACAAAAAACUUUACAAAUGGAAAUUAUAGUCAAUCCUAAAACUUUAGAUUCCGGUACAAAUAUAUUACAAUUAGAAGAGGCUGCAGGAGCUGCUAUCAAGUCAUUUAAUGGUGCUUUUGGUGUUAAUGUUCCACGAAGUCGUUUCUUACCAGUUAAAACUACUUCAGAUUUAUUAUUAGUAAUGUCUAAUUUGUAUGUAUUAGAUGGUGGAAGUUUAUCAUUGUCUCCAUUAAGAAGUUUUCCAUCUGUGCCUUUAGUAAAACUUGGUAAUCAUUUUAAAAAAGUUAAAGAUUUCUUAAGUCGAUUUACAAGUAUACCAGAUCUACUGGAAUUGGAUCAUUUAACUGUAUCAGGAGAUGUAUACUUUGGAAAAGGAGUAGUUUUAAAGGGUACAGUGAUUAUAGUUUCUAAUUUUGGUAAUCUUAUCAAUAUACCACCAGGUUCAAUAUUAGAAAAUAAAAUUGUUUCAGGAAAUCUACGCAUUUUAGAUCAUUAAAUUAUUUAACAUUUCAAGUCAAUUUAAAGUAUUACACUUUAUUAAUAGAACUUUAUAUUUGUCAUGUUUGUGC